AUGAAACUAUUUCUGGUGUUUGCGGCGAUAGUGGGCCUCUCCUUGGGGUACAACUACAAAGACAUCCACGAAAAGAGAUCCCGUGAUCUCAGCUGUAACUGCGGAUGGAGAAACUCUGGCAGGAUCGUCGGCGGAAAGGAGACCCGGAAGAACGAGUACCCUUGGAUGGUGUCGCUGAGCACUGGCUGCGGCGGAUCCAUCAUCUCUCCGUGGCACAUCCUCACCGCGGCACACUGCACCGCCGGCAGCUCACCGGAGAAGAUCACCGUUUCCGUAGGACGUCAUUCCAUGCACGAGGACAAGCAUGCGGUGCAAUAUAAAAUCUCAAAGAUCAUCGAGCACGAAUCCUACGACGAUAAGCAGAUCCUCAAUGACAUCGCCAUCCUAGUGACCAGCACUCCAAUAAGUUUCAACCAAGAGGUAGGCCCGGUGUGCUUGUGGAAGGAAAAGUCCAAUUUGGACGGAGAAUACAUCAAAGUCAUGGGUUGGGGAACUACCAAGGGCACGGCCGAAGAGAAUUUCCUUCGAGAAGUUGAUCUCAAAGUGAUCCCUCUCGACAAGUGCAAACAGUCCUGGUCUAACAUAGACAUGUCUGGGUCUCAGCUCUGUGCCCACGAGGACAGGAAAGAUUCCUGCAAUGGUGACUCCGGCGGUCCUUUGGUCUACUUGGACCAAGAGACGAACAGAUAUACCCAAGUCGCUUUGGUCUCUUAUGGAGUCUCCGAUUGUGGAAACAGCCCUUCACCUUCCGUCAACACUCAUGUUCCUCAUUACUACGAAUGGAUCAGCAAUGCUAUCGCUUCAUCCAAGCCAGAAGCGAAGACUUGCAUCAAGAUUUGA
Messenger RNA from Nezara viridula (southern green stink bug), 840 nucleotides. Lineage: Eukaryota; Metazoa; Arthropoda; Insecta; Hemiptera; Pentatomidae. The record is from the annotation of a GenBank genome assembly.